Molecule: messenger RNA, 1732 nt
Organism: Pantherophis guttatus
Lineage: Eukaryota; Metazoa; Chordata; Lepidosauria; Squamata; Colubridae
Gene: LSM4
Product: LSM4 homolog, U6 small nuclear RNA and mRNA degradation associated
Biological process (GO): nuclear-transcribed mRNA catabolic process; mRNA splicing, via spliceosome
Molecular function (GO): RNA binding
Source: RefSeq, a predicted model, not a curated record
AUGCGCUACAGUAGGGAUAAAAAUACUGUAAAUCUCCUUUAGGAUUGAAUUUCAAGAGCCUGGACGGAAGCUUCUCAUUGGACGUCCGGCACUAUAUGCUGAUUGGCUAUAGAACUAAGUCUUGGCUUAAGGCGGGCGGAAGUCCGGCAGGCGGAAGUGGAAGUUGACGUUCCUGUGGCAUCGCGGAUAGAAGGAUGCUUCCACUAUCCUUGCUGAAAACGGCACAGAACCACCCAAUGCUGGUGGAGCUCAAAAAUGGUGAAACUUACAACGGUCACUUGGUUAGCUGUGAUAACUGGAUGAACAUCAAUCUUCGAGAAGUUAUCUGUACAUCAAGGGAUGGAGAUAAAUUCUGGAGGAUGCCUGAAUGUUACAUCCGUGGCAGCACCAUCAAAUACCUGCGUAUUCCUGAUGAGAUCAUUGAUAUGGUGAAAGAAGAGGUGGUCUCCAAAGGCAGGGGUCGUGGUGGGAUGCAGCAACAGAAGCAGCAGAAAGGUCGUGGCAUUGGUGGCCCUGGGCGAGGAGUGUUUGGAGGUCGUGGUCGAGGAGGAAUCCAAGGGAGUGGUCGAGGACAGCAAGAAAAGAAGCCAGGGAGACAAGCAGCAAAGCAGUGAGAAGCUGAACUGUGGCCAGGGAGUGCUCUGCGCCCAGAUGCUAUGUCAUUGGGACAUACUGGUUUGCUGUCUCCCCUUAACAAAACAAAGUUGUACUUUUUUAAAAAUGUGAAUAACUGGGAUAUUUGGCAUCUUAUGAGGGUUUACAGGUGUUUUACCACUCAAACAUGUAUUUUAGCUUCCGUUUGAGUGGGCACCGAUGGAGAGUAGUGCUCAACUGACUCCCUCCUUCUUGGAAUUACUACGGUAAAAUGACUAGCUUAGCCAAGUUCACGUUUUUGAAAUUGGAGAGGUAAUGUGCAGUUUUUGUGUGAGCCGUUUCAUUCUAAUUGAUAAACCAUGAAAUGCAUUUAAGCGAACAAAAAAAAAAAAUUGAUUGUGUUGUGCAGAAGAUCUGCAAUCGUGGGUUCUUGGUAGCCAAAAGUUCCCAGCAUUUAGUAGCUGGGGAGUGAAUGUUGGUUUUUUCCUCCUAGCUGGGGAGAAGAAUUAAAGCAAUGAAACAGCUUACCUCGCGAUCUUUUUAUUGCGCAGCGAGAUCGUUUUUUAAAAGAUUGGAUUACUUUGAAGAGGGAAUUACCUCUCUAACAACUUCAUCUUUCAAAAAUUUACUUUUUCGCCCAGUUUGAGAAAUAAUACCAUCAGUGACUUAUAGAGACUAUUUUCAGUGCUGAACUUCUGUUUUAAACAACUGAACUGUGGCCUCCCUCACCCACAUGGAGCAGGUUUUCUGUAGCCCAAAAAGAGAACAUCCGUAACCCAUGACGAGCCUCAAACUAAGGCAAGAUUUAGAAAAAAGCUGUCCUUCAAAGGUCUGGCUCCAUCCGUUCUGACUAACUUUGCUAGUGAUCCACACACAGGAAGUGAAAUUUCACAAGUUCCACACACAAUAUGCUUCAAAGUGUCCUAAAUGGAAUUAGGUGCCUCAGCUGAAAGGGGGGGGGGGGCUAAAAAUGGGAUUUCAGAUGAGUUUCAAAAAUACCGUUUUAGAAGCAGCACUUAAGACAACCCAUUAGUCAAUACUGAUUAAAAAAAAAGCAGCUACAAUAUUUUGGGUAAAAACAUUUUUACACGUUUUUGGCCUGCUGUCUGUUACAAGUGGAAUAAAGUUUUAUCUGUUA